GUCAUCGGAGAACAAGAAAAAAAUUGGAAGACGACGUCCGAGCUCUUUUACCUUUGUCCCCAAGACUAAAAUAGCCUUAAUCGUGGGAAGAUAGAAUAAUUGAUUAGAUUACGCAUGCAUACAGUUUGAAAUUUUGUUCAUUCGCUCAAAAGCAAUGGCGCUAAAAGGGAUCAGAGUUCUCGAGUUGGCGGGGUUGGCUCCUGCACCGCUUUGCGGAGCGAUUCUCGCAGACUUUGGAGCAAAUGUCAUCAGGGUCGACAAGCACAACCAAAUGAUGAGCAUGGAUGCAAUGUCCCACGGGAAAAAGUCAAUUGCCUUAAAUUUAAAAAGUGCUAAAGGCGUUGAAGUCUUCAAGAGAAUGAGCAAGCAGUCGGACGUGAUUAUUGAACCUUUUCGAAAAGGAGUCAUGGAAAAACUCGGACUCGGCCCGGACGUCCUACUGAAGGACAACAAAAAGUUAAUUUAUGCAAGAUUAACCGGAUAUGGGCAGAAGGGGCCGUUGGCAUUGAAAGCUGGCCACGACAUAAAUUAUGCAGCCAUCUCAGGUGUUUUGUCUAUGCUUGGCAGAGCAAACCAACAGCCAACCCCACCAGUUAACAUCCUAGCCGAUUUUGCUGGUGGAGGCCUAACAUGUGCUUUUGGCAUAGUGAUGGCACUUCUGGAGAGAACCAGGUCAGGAAAAGGUCAAGUGGUGGACGCCAGUAUGGUUGAAGGGGCUGCAUAUGUCAGCAGCUGGCUUUUCCGGUCCCAGUGGCUGCCAAUUUGGGGGAAGGCCAGAGGGCAAAAUGUUCUCGACUCUGGUGCUCACUUUUACGACACCUACGAGACUAAGGACGGUGGCUUCAUGGCUGUUGGUUCUCUGGAGCCCCUAUUUUAUGAAGAGCUUCUGAAAGGCCUGGGAUUUACUGAUGAAGAAGCGCCGCAGAAUGGCUCCGAAGAAGAGACACAGAAAGUCAGAAAACUUUUCUCGGACAAGUUUGCAAGCAAGACAAAGGCUGAGUGGACGGAAAUAUUUGAAAAAUUGGACGCUUGUGUUACACCUGUGCUCAGCAUUGACGAGGCAACCAAGUACAGCCACAAUAAGGAGCGAAAGACUUUUGUCAUAGAUAAAUAUGACUUGCCAGUUCCUAAUCCUGCCCCUGUUCUGAGCGCAACUCCUGGAAUAAGCCAGGCAGCCACAAAACUGAGACCAGAAAUUGGUCAGCAUACCAGAGAGGUUAUGACUGAGUUUGGAUUUUCCGACAGUGAAAUUACCGACAUUGCUCAAGACGGUGCAGCUUUUGUUUUUGAGGAUGACCAACUAAAUUCCAAAUUAUAGAGACUGUUUUUCCUUACAUCAUUCAUGUUUAAUAAAAUAAAUUUUAUUUUCUCA
Molecule: messenger RNA, 1372 nt
Organism: Neocloeon triangulifer
Lineage: Eukaryota; Metazoa; Arthropoda; Insecta; Ephemeroptera; Baetidae
Gene: Amacr
Product: alpha-methylacyl-CoA racemase
Exons: 5
Coding region: 155-1318 (387 amino acids)
Biological process (GO): bile acid metabolic process
Cellular component (GO): mitochondrion
Molecular function (GO): alpha-methylacyl-CoA racemase activity
Source: RefSeq, a predicted model, not a curated record